Messenger RNA from Penaeus monodon (black tiger shrimp), 1318 nucleotides. Its product is annotated as neuropeptide CCHamide-1 receptor-like. Gene Ontology annotation, cellular component: membrane. NCBI's taxonomy places the organism in Eukaryota, Metazoa, Arthropoda, Malacostraca, Decapoda, Penaeidae. The record is from RefSeq and is a predicted model, not a curated record. Gene Ontology annotation, molecular function: G protein-coupled receptor activity. Gene Ontology annotation, biological process: G protein-coupled receptor signaling pathway.
GCAAUGGGACCCUAAUCGUCAUCUUCGCUAAGAACAAGACCCUGAGGAACGUACCCAACACUUACAUCAUCUCCUUGGCCCUGGGAGACAUCCUCGUGCUCUUCUUUACCGUUCCCUUUGUCUCCACCAUCUACACAAUCGACUCCUGGCCCUAUGGAACCUUCGAGUGCAAGUUCAGCGAGAUGGUGAGGGAGAUUUCAGUGGGCGUCACGGUCUUCAACCUCACGGCUCUCUCGGCUGAUCGCUACCUGGCUAUCGUUUCCCCCAUCAGGAAGGCCGUUGGAGCUGCCGGAGCCACGACCAUCAGGGUAGCGGUGGGGAUCCCAUGUCCAGGUAUUCGAGGUUUCUGAGGAAAAGUCCAUCGCCGUGUGUUACCCCUUCCCAGAGUACUUGCCGGAGUGGUAUCCAUGCGUCAACAUCUUGGUCAAAGCCCUCGUGUACUACUUGCUGCCUCUCAUCGUCAUCGGGACUUUUUAUCUGCUAAUGGCGCGUCACCUGCUCUCCUCAGACGUGCCAGGGGAAUCUCACGUUUUUCACAAGCAGAUUCGCACAAGGAGGAAAGUCGCUAAGGUCGUUCUCUGCUUCGUCCUCAUUUUCGCCGUUUGUUUUUUGCCUACGCAUGUUUUCUUAUUAUGGUUCUACUUUGAUCCACUCGCUUCCGUUAAAUAUAACGAAUUCUGGCACUCUACAAGAAUCGUCGGCUUUUGCCUCGGAUUUAUAAACUCCUGCAUUAACCCUAUCGCCCUCUACUGCAUCUCCGGGACGUUCAGGAAGCAAUACAACCGUUAUCUCUUCUGUUGUUGCUGGACACAGCAGGGACGCCACAGAAACACCAACUCUUUGCGCUUAACACGAUCGGGAAUGUCGAGGUACAGGUCGUCGACCAUUCGUUCUACACUACGCCCGUCCGAGACCAUCACGCUGACCACCCUCCUUCAGGAUCGAGUUUCCCCCUCUGCCACGUGAUAGCAGAGGCAAGGCGGAGGACGCCCUAAAGAGAACCCUCACUCGGAAUCCGAGAUCCAGGUCACCAGUGCAGACAGUUUUCAUCACAGCCGCACCUCCGUGUACUGCACCCUCGAAUCGGCCAACAUUACGAGCAGAAACAUCAGGAUGGACAAUGAUGUAUCCAUUUAAGAGAUGAUGGAGCUCUAGCGAGUGAGCGGAUUUUGUAUAUCGCACAAAACAGUGUCCCCAUCCUUAGGUCUCUCUUCACCUCCAAACGUAUCUGUCGCGUGUUGGUGACGGCCAUACAGUUGUGAGAAAAGAAAAAUAAUGUUCAUUUUGAUGAAACACUAUUAUAUGAAGUGCUAAUUUA